Molecule: messenger RNA, 6244 nt
Organism: Panthera uncia (snow leopard)
Lineage: Eukaryota; Metazoa; Chordata; Mammalia; Carnivora; Felidae
Gene: ETAA1
Product: ETAA1 activator of ATR kinase
Exons: 6
Coding region: 324-3020 (898 amino acids)
Source: RefSeq, a predicted model, not a curated record
CAGUAUACUCCAUUUCCUUUCCACCUCACAGGCGCUCACACUGCGACCAGAUCACUGCCCCUUUUACAAUCACUUCCAAUCCCAGGAGACCUAGCAGAGCCUAGCGGUCUUGGAGGCGGGCUGCGGAAGCGCCCAGCCCUGGCACCCUGACCGCUCCACCCCGCGCUCGGACGCAGCCAAUCAGCGGCCGCCUCUUACGAGCGCCCCAUCGGCCAAAAUGGCGGCGGCCGUUGGCGCGGAGACCCGCUUGUAGUUUCAUUGCUUUACUCCUCCCGUUACAAAAUGUGAAAGGAGGAGCGGCUGGCGGAGGGGGGUUAUAGGCAAUGAGUCGGCGAAGGAAACAUGGGGACAGCCCUGGCCUGAAGAGCACGCCGCCCAAAGCGGCGGCGGCGGCUGAGGAAUGCAGCUCGGUGGUCGAGCCAGGGAAGAGGCGGCUGAGGUCGGCCCGCGGCUCAGGGCUCCGCAGGGCCGGAGAGAGGUCUCCCCGGCCCGUGCCACAACAAGAGCAGCCUCCAGCAGCCGCUUCGUGCAGUAAAAGUAACCCCGAGGAAAGGUAUGAAACACCAAAGAGAGUGCUGAAAAUGGAUUUAUUGUCAUCUACCUUCAGUUCUCCUAAUGAUCCAGAUGGACAGAAUGAUAUCUUUUGGGAUCAAAAUUCUCCAAUGACAAAACAGUUAGGUAAAGGAAGAAGAAAACAGAUUUACACUACUGAUAGUGAUGAAAUCUCACAUAUUGUUAAUCGUAUUGCUCCUCAGGAUGAAAAACCAACAACAAACUCCAUGCUAGGCAUGUGGAUUGGUGCUUCUGCUAUUCCUUGUACUCCUAGUGUAGCAAAAGGCAAAUCAAGAGCAAAAAUCAGCUGCACAAAGUUGAAAACACAAAAUCAAGAGGAAGAACUUAUGAAAUUGGCUAAGCAAUUUGAUAAAAAUAUGGAAGAGCUAGAUGUGAUUCAAGAGCAAAAGAAGAGAAAUCAUGAUUUUAUCCAGACAAUUUCAGAAGCAGAGACUUUCAGUAAUUAUAAAGAUAAUGUACAGAUGCAGUUAUUACAUGAUAUAGUUCCAGAAAUAGAUAAUGCUAUAAUGAAGAACCCAAUGGAAGAAAACACCAAAAUGUCUGAGAUAAAUGAUCAAAAUAGCAGUCAGAAGCCAUUUGACCAAAAUGCUGAAGCAGCCUUUAAUGCCAUUUUUGAUGGCUCUACUCAGAAAUGUAGUGGACAGUUCAGCCAAGAUCUGUCAGAUGCUUUUUUGAACACAAGUAAUACUACCUUUGGAAAGAAAAGCGCUUUGAAAAAGGAGAAAAUCAUUACUAAUGAAACUCUGGUCACUGAAAAACUGCCAGAUAAAACCCCAGGAUCACUUUCUUGUCAAGUAGAUACUCUUGGAAUGACAAAUCCAUGUGUGACUUCCUACACUGAGAAGCCAGAAGCUUUUAAUAAACACCUUGAUGCAUUUCCUACCAGUGAUUUUGAGGAUGAUUGGGAAAACUUACUAAAUAAUGAACCUUUUGUUAUGCAAAACGUCAAAAUGUAUGAACUUUCCCCAGCUCCUAAAACAGCCCAGGUUGCUGAUCAAAAGAGUAUUUGUAACUUUAACAAUAAGUGUGAUAAACAUAAGUCAAGAAUGAAUACAAGCCUAGGUGCCAGGUUAAGGGAUUCAAAAAUUGUACAAGAUCUCCCUUCAAAGACACAUAACAAGGAAUUAAUAGAUUCUGGAAAAUACAGUUUUUCACUAAAUCCAAAUGAUGAACCAAACAAAUUGCCAUCCAGUGGAUAUAUAAUGAAACUUGAGAAAUCUUUCAAUAAAAUUGUUCAAGACUGUUCAGUUGCAUCUAAUCUGACAAAAGUAAAAGAUAUGCAUACUAAAUUUACUUCUAACGUAAAUACUUUUGAAAAGUCUACUUUGAACACAGGAUAUUCUAAUGAACAAGAAAAUAAGUCCAUUUUUAAUCAGUCUUUUAAAGCACCUGCUAAUAUAAAUCCUUUUGGCUCUGCAACUUUGGGCAAUGAAACCAGUGUUUAUAAUACAAAUCAGACUAAUGCAUCAAAGUUAGGUUCUUUCUUUGAUGACUGGAAUGAUCCAUCAUUUGCCAAUGAAAUUGUUAAAGCAUGCCAUCAAUUAGAGAAUACCUGGGAAGCAGAUGAUGUAGAUGAUGAUUUAUUAUACCAAGCAUGUGAUGAUAUUGAAAGACUAACUCAGCAACAAGACAUUAGAAAGGGCAGCAAGAUACCAGAAAGUACACUUGAGAUCAAUAAUAGUUCCAAACAUGGAGCCAAAAACAUAUUUACUACAUCUAAACAAGAAAGUCAGUUGGUGCAAUCAAAACAUUUGAAUCUCAGCAGCAUUUCAGGGCACACAUCUUUCACAAAUAGCUCACAAUUAAAUAAACCAGUGAAGAUGGAUAAAAGGGAAAUCUGUGGAAAUUCUCCAAGUUUUUUAGGUGCUACAACAAAUUUGACAAUAUACUCCAAGAACUCAAAUUGUCAUAUCAAUAAUCUGCAUUUCUCCUGGAAUAACACUGAUGUUCCAAUACAAGUGAAAAGUCCACAGUCAGUUCUUAUGGGAAGUUCAAGUUUGAAUGUGAGUUCAGAUUAUAGGAAUACAGAAACUGCUACUUAUAAGAAGAAAUUAAGUACUCAGCAUCUGUCCCAUAGGAGCACAAGAGAUGGAGAUCAGAGUGGCCUUAACAGAACAGUUAGAUUUCCUAAGUAUACAUUUACAAAGAUGAAAAAUUCUCAAAUUCUUUCCCAGUUUAAUCAAAAUUGUCUACCAGGAAGUAUUUCUGAUACCAAAAUUACACAGGGUUUGGAGAAAAAUAAAACUCCUGUCCACUCGUUUUGUGGGAGGGCUAUUCAACAACAGUGUUUGGUGAAACGUUCUGAAUCUUUGAAACAGCCUUCAAAAGAGGAAGAAGAGAAAAAUAAAAAAUAUUCUCCUGAAGAAAUUCAAAGAAAAAGACAAGAAGCACUGGUUCGAAGAAUGGCCAAAGCACAGGCAUCAUCUGUAAAGGCAGCUCCCACUUAACUUGAUUUCUUUUAUGAAAUAUUAUUUGGAAGACUUAACAAAGACAGUUAAUAACUAUCUAUGAUAGGGAAUAUUCUUUCUUGAUUUCUCUGUGAGAAAUUUAAUGCUGAGUUAUAAAGCAUGGACUUCUAUUUUAUUUAAUAAAUCAGUGUUUGCAGUGGUUAAUGAAACCUUUCCUUGAAGAGGUAUGUGAAAGUAAUUGCAUAUACGUUUUAGAAAUUCAGGAAAGUUAGUAAUUAUGGUAUAAAAUUAUACAGAAUAAAGGAGUUAUUUUUUCAAAUAUUGUGGAUCAUCCAAAAAUAGGUAAUUUGCUAAUUUUUUUAUUGUAAUAACUUCCUAAUACAAAGCUUCAUCUUACUAAGAAAUGAGACUUUAAAAAAAAUUUUUUUAAUGUUUAUUUUUGAGAGACAGAGUGCGAGCAGGAGAGGGGCAGAGAGAGAGGGAGAUACAGUCUGAAGCAAGCUCCAGGCUCUGAGCUGUCAGCACAGAGCCUACUGUGGGGCUUGAACUCCCAAAUUGCAAGAUCAUUACCUGAGCCAAAGUCGAAUAUUUAACCAACUGAGCCACCUAGGCUCUAGAGACUUUUUUUUUUUAGUCUUACUUUCAGUAACUGUUUCUUAAAGGUUUUAUAGAUUUCUGAAUCUUAAAAAUACUUCCAUUUUCUUAGAAACGUGGUUGGUGGGAAAUAAAGGACUUCGAUUUAUUUGUAAGGAAAUUGCUAUUUUCAAUUCCUAGUCUGAAAUAGAUUUUAAUUUUAAUUUUCUAAAACAUGAUGCAUUUUGGAAAGCUUCCACUAAUUUUAGGGAAAAUGCUGAUUUAAGAAGUUUAGAAAAAAAGAAAGUAGACUGGCUAAGUUAUAUAGCAAUAUUAACAUUUAGAAUUGUCAGAAACUUUAGAUGUCAUCUGGUCCAGCUUCUUUAUUGUAUGGGUGAGAAAUGGAUACUGUUCUGAAAGUCACAAGGCAAGUUAAAGCUGUUCUGUGAUUAGAAUGAUUGCUAUCAUUCUAAUGAACACCUAGACAAUUAUGCCAAUUGCUACAGAGUAUUAAUCAGUAUUUAAAAUAACUUGUUUGUAGGAGCAUUAAUUAUUUCAUAGUAUAAAACUAAAAAAAUAGUAACAAAAAGUACAUUAAGGUCUGUUUAAUAAUCUCAUUGUUUCUUGUAUUAAAGAAUUUUAUCAUUCCAUGAUAUAAAAAUGAGAAUCUUUCUCUUUUCAGUUUUCCUACAACUAUUAAAUUUUCCUUUGAUUAAAUUUUCUGACUUUUACCAAUUUGUUUUUCUCUAUUACUCUGUUGUUUCUAUUUGCCUGUCUAAAAUUCUCUAAACUAGAAUUGAAAAUCUCAGCGGAAGUCAUAAGGGCAGUAAGAAUGCUUUAUGUAUCCUAAAUGGCUUUAGGAGACCUGAUGAAAGUUAUAGAUGUGAAACACUUAUUAGUAUGUUCACCACUACUCUGGUGUCUUAGAGCUAUAUGAUAAUAUCAAUAUAAUUAAUGCAUUUUAAGGUAUUGCUAUAUAGAGAUAUACCACUUCAAAAAUUGUAUAUUCAUGUAUAUAGUGAAAUAACAUAUUCUAGGUAACCUUUAUUAUUUGUCCAAAAAUAUAUAAUAAAGACCCUAAAUAAAUAUAGGUAAAUUUUCUAUGUAAGAAAUGAUGAACUGAGAUUCUUUAUUUUUUCUAAAGUGGCUUCACUGUGUUCUUACUAUGCUUUGGAUAUCUCUUCCUUUGUUUAAGUUCUUCCCUUCCUGCCAUUUGCUUCCUCUAUAGCCCAUGCCUUUAGCCAAUUCUGUCCCUUCUUUAAGACUCAGCCUAAUAAAUCUCAGUUUCUUUGAAACUCAUACCUGACCAUUCUCACUGAAAUUGAUUUCUUUCUGAUGAUGGUGGUAACAUUUCUUAGAUGUUUCAUGGGGGCAAUCCUGUAAUGUCAUAUAUGUUAUUCAGGUGUAUAUGUAUCCUGGUAAUAUUUCUACAACUUCUUAUUUUGUAUUUUCUUCCUAGUGUUGCCAUAUUUUCACACAGCCUAUACUGCCAUUUACUGAAUAGUUUUCUUAAAGGGAUGACUUUUUAAAAGGAAACUUUAUAGUACUUAUGGCUGGUAGGUGGAACAGUAAAUGGCCCAGCACAUUUCAACCUGAACAUGAUUGGUUUUCUAGGGUUACUCCUGUUCAAAUUCUCCUUUCCUAUCCUGAUUCUUCUCUUAGCUAUUGUUGGAAAUAGUGGAGUCAGUGGCCCUUCAGUGAGCACACAGAGGGCUGCGUAGUUUCUCUGGCUUGGCUCUUUCCAAUCUCUAUGAAAUCUGUUUCCACACAAAGAAAGGGCAAUUGGUAGGCCUGGCAGCUCUAUUCCAGCUCAAGUUCUGCUCAGGCUGGCUAUAGAAAAGCUGACAGUGAUAAUGCCAUUAUUGCAGGAAAGUCUACUACAGAAUAAAGUUCAUCUGUCACUACUCUUUCUUGCUGCAUAUAGGCAAACCUGAACCCAGGAAGACUUGGGUUGCUUAUUACACAAAGAGUCAGUGGUAUGCAGGCAUGUACCACACCUUAGGAAAUAGUGCUUAUAUGCUACUCUGUUAUCACUAACUUUUACAUUCCUGAGAACAGAGGCACCUUACUUUUCUCUGUCUACCCAGUACUGAUACUCAGUGGUUACUUAUCAAAUAUUUUAUGAAUUUAGAUAUAUUCUGAUGGCAGAUUCUGCCUCUUCCUACUUGAAGCAAUCUGAUUCCCUGAGCUAUCCAGGAUUAGAAAAUGUUUCAAGAAACAAUUUAAAUUUAGCCUAACACUGAUUACUGUAAGUGAUAAUUUAAAGUCUGAUUAUGAUUUUCAGUUCUUGCCAGGUUGUAGUGAUCAGAAUCACUUGUGGGACUCAAAAACAAAACAACAAACUUGUGCCUUCUCUUAGACUUCAUAAAUGAGUACCUCUAGGGGUAGAUUUCAGAUAUGUGUGCAUUUAAAGUUCAUUGACUAAUAGCCAACAGGGUUGAAAAGAAACCAUAAUUGCAAAAUUUAUAUAAGUUGCUAAAUGCUUUAUUUACCAUGCAUGGUUCUAAGAAAUUUACAUUAACUAAUUUACUUCUCAAAACAACUAUGUAAAUAACACUUUUACUACCAUUUUAUAAAAAAAGGACAGUGAAGUAUGCGUAUUAAGUGACUUCCUCAAGGUCACACAAUUAGAAAGUAGUUGGAGUUUGAACCCAAGUAGUCUGAUUUCAAAUAUUGUGAUCUUAACUAUU